AAUGUCAUUCAUAAAAACUACCUCUUUGAUUUUAAUGAUGAUGAUGAUGGUUGUGGUUUUGGCAUUAGAACCAUGGAUUUAAGCUUAAACGAUUUUCUUCUGUUUUUGUUAUGACUUGUUGGCAAUGCUGAUGUAUAUGCGUGUGUGUGUUUAUGUGCGUUUGUUGACGAUCAAAAUGAACAACAACAAAUCACGAAACUAAACGAGCCGAAUCAAAUGUGAAUGUAAAAUAAAAUCUCAUAUAUGAUAUAAAAAUCAUCAUAUCUCAAUAAAUUACGGUAAUAUUUAAAAAAAAAAAUAAUAAAUGAUUUGUCCUCUUGUCAUCACAGUAUAUAAAAUGUCGCCAUAAAAUUUUUUAAUGAAUAAUGUCAAUACACACAUCGGUCGCCAAAUCAACAAAACACAUCAACAAUAAUAAGAAUUAUGAUAACAAACACAUUCUACAAGUCUAAAACAUUCAUUUCCAAUCCAAUACCAUCAUCACCAUUACCAACAACAAUUCGAUUAGAAAUUGCUAUCAUAAUCAACCGUUUCAAUGAUCUAAACAACAACGAUAAAAACGAGAAAAGAAAAGAGAAAAAUUGACACAGCUUAUUUGCUGUUUUUUUAUUAACUUCUUCUUAUUGUAUUACUUGUAAGCCAUUAUCUAUUUAUAUUGGAUCCAGAUUAUUGUCGCAUUGAAGUAUAGAUGAUGUUUUUGUUGAUGAUGAUGGUGAAAAUAUUAAGGUUGUGAACAUUUUAUUCUUUUUCCUACAACGAAACGCAUCUAUCUAUCCAUCCGAAUUUUUUUUUAUAUUCUUGUAUCUUUCUCACUCUCAUUAUCAUCAUCAUCAUCAUCAUCAUCACUAGUCGAUUUCAUAAUUCAAUAAUUUAUUAUUCAUCAUCUAUAUUAAUACAUGGAUCAAAUUGAUGGUUAUUAAUUUAAACAAAUUAAAUUUUUGAUACAAUAAUGAAUAAUGAUAAUAAUAAUAAUGUAAACGUUUCUCGUAAACGUUUUACACAAUUAAAAAAUCCUGAUAGAAUCAUUCGUAAAUCAGCGAAUACAAAGAUUAAUGAAACAUCAUCACGAUCAUAUGGUACAAAUGGUAAUAAUUGUCAAGAAAAAGAUUUGAUUAAAAUAGUCGUUAUCGGUGAAUCUGGUUCGGGAAAAUCAAAUCUUAUUCAACGUUUAGUGAAUGAUCGUUUUGAUGAACGUUCACCAUCAACAAUCGGUAUCGAUUUUGCACUAUUUGAAUUUGAAUCAAAUUCAUUAUAUGAUUCGAAACAAAAUCAAACGUAUCAUGCACAAAUAUGGGAUACUGCCGGAAUGGAAAGAUAUCGAUCAUCAAUAACGAAAAUAUUUUAUCGUGAUGUAAAUGGUGCUUUACUUGUAUUCGAUCUAACUAGACGUGAUCAUUUUCAGGCAUUACCGCGAUGGUUACAAGAAAUUCGCAGUAAUGUACAUAAACACCAGACAGAUCAUUAUGAUGAUGAUGAUGGUGGUGGUGGCGAUAGCGAUUGUGGUGGUGAUAACGGUGAUAUACCAAUCAUAUUGGUAGGCAAUAAAAUUGAUCUAUUCCAAGCACGUGAAAUUGAUCGUAAUGAAGCGAUAAAAUUUGCUCAAAAAUAUCAUCUUGCUAGCUAUGUAGAAACAUCGGCAAAAAAUUCUACAAACGUACGUGAAGCAUUUCAACAAUUAUUUGGUAAUAUUUUAGAACAAAAGCAGCUACAUUAUUAUCGGCAACAACAAAAACAACAACAACAACAACAGAAUGCAGCUAAAAAUUCUAGAUCAAAAUAUUCAACAAAAUCUAAAUCACAGCAACAAAAAUCUCUUAUACAUCAAAGUUCGAUACGAUUAACACGUGAUCCAAAUUAUCUUGAACAACGAGCUAGAAAUAAGGAGAAGAAAAAAUCUGGUUGUAGUUGUUGAUCAAAAGAAACAAAAUUGUAAUUUAUUUAUAUUCUAUUUAUUUAAUUUGUUAUUAAUUUUCGUUUUUUUUAUUUGAAAAAAUUUAUUCUUUUUUUUCAAAGGCAUUGUUCACAUAACAUCAUUGUCAUAAUUGCACACAUUCAUCAUUAUAAUAUUAUUUCAAAAUAUUUUUAAAUAAAAAUACAAUAAUAAUAAUAAUAA
Dermatophagoides farinae (American house dust mite) is the source of this 2113-nucleotide messenger RNA. The record is from RefSeq and is a predicted model, not a curated record. NCBI's taxonomy places the organism in Eukaryota, Metazoa, Arthropoda, Arachnida, Sarcoptiformes, Pyroglyphidae.